AUGCUGGGGAAGAGGAUGGAGGGGAUGGUGUCCGCGGUAUGGGUUCGUUGUCUGUUUACCAGGUCGAGGAUUCCAGACUGGGUAUUUCAGCCACGGCCUGGAGAUCAUGAAAAGUAUGGAGGUGAUCCUGAGAAGCCCCAUAAAAUCCACAUUAUUACUAGAAUAAAAAGUGUAAUUGGUCGCCCAUAUUGGGAAAAGAAGAUAAUACAUGAUCUUGGACUGGAUAAAGCACAUAAGCCAGUACUGCACAAAAAUACCCCUUCUGUGAAUUCCAAACUGAAAGUUGUUAAACAUCUGAUAAGAAUACAGCCACUGAAACUACCUUAUGGGUUGCCAACGGAAGAGGAAAUAGCAGACACCUUUCUUAACAGCCAGGGAGAACUUAUCAUUAAACGACGUUUGAAACCUGUGGAGCAGAAAGAAAUUAUGUCAUAAGAUAUGCUGACUGGCUUUGUAUUUUAUAAAGUAAAUAAUCUAAAUCC
Messenger RNA from Apaloderma vittatum (bar-tailed trogon), 482 nucleotides. RefSeq names its product mitochondrial ribosomal protein L30 (gene MRPL30). The record is from RefSeq and is a predicted model, not a curated record. Gene Ontology annotation, molecular function: structural constituent of ribosome. NCBI's taxonomy places the organism in Eukaryota, Metazoa, Chordata, Aves, Trogoniformes, Trogonidae. The transcript is spliced from 4 exons. Gene Ontology annotation, biological process: translation. Gene Ontology annotation, cellular component: mitochondrion; large ribosomal subunit. The annotation marks the transcript as partial.